AGGUGUAAGUCGUUCGAUUGUCUCCGUCUCUGCCAGGCCGUCUGUUGCUCCUCUACACAUUCCUCCCAUCUUCUCGUUCUAAAGCGUCUGAGUUGGUGUUCUUUCCUAUCUCCGUUGCGCUCUGCGUUCAUACAUGCCUUCCCUUUCAUGAGAUCGUACGAUUAGAUUCCGUAAGCGGAAAGCGCCACGAACACUCCCAAUACCUUGCUGCACCACUCCUCCUCCUCCUCCUGCAAUCCUACAAGUUCCAUUAGACCGUUUACAUCAUGUCCAACUCAACAUCAUGGAAGGAUCACGUCGACACCCGAACGGGCAUCACGCCUCCAAGAGCAGACGACGUGUCUGAGCUCGACAAGCUGCGAAAGGAACUCUCGGCACCCUUCAAAUCGUUCGCCAAGCUCCUCGGUGCUGCAAAGGCGCCCGUCCCGGAUGACACCGGAGAUGGCUCGAAGCUGCCGCCAGAGGAGAAGAGCGCUCUGUACAAGAAGAUCGAGGGCGAUCUUCGGGACCUUCCAAAUCUCGACAUUUCGGAUAUCAAGACCUUGAUCGAGAUCCAGGCGAAGAAGAUGUCAGGAGAGGCGAUUGACGACAAGACGUACCUCAUGGAGGGCUUGAUCCGGACCGCAGCAAAAUUACCAGAUGGCUCGAAGAAUCGCGAUAAGCUGACGCAUCAGUUCCUGGAGCAGCUAUGGAAUGACUUGCAACAUCCCCCGCUGUCUUAUUUGGGCGCGAAGUACCAGUAUCGGUCUGCUGAUGGCUCAUUCAACAGCCUUGUGCAUCCGCAGCUCGGAGCCGCCGGCACGCCGUAUGCAAGAACAGUCAAGCCGGCUACGAUGCAGACACCCGCACUUCCGGACCCGGGCGUCAUUUUCGACAGUGUCAUGACGAGGAAGCAUUCUGGAUUGCAUCCGAAUCGUAUUUCGAGCGUGUUGUUCUACAUCGCUUCGAUUAUCAUUCACGACUGCUUCCGCACAGAUCAUAAGGACUACGCGAACUCGAUGACUUCGUCGUAUCUUGACCUCGCGCCUCUCUAUGGCAGCAAUCAGGAAGAGCAGGAUCAGAUGAGGACAAAAGUCGCCGGAAAGCUGAAGCCUGACUGCUUCUCUGAGGCGCGGCUGCUUUUCUUCCCUCCAGGCGUCGGCGUGUUACUGGUCAUGUUCAACCGCUUCCACAACUACGUCGUGGAGAACCUUGCCCUUAUCAACGAGCAGAACCGCUUCCCCAAGCCAACUCCGCCAGCGGACCCCAAGGACGAGAAGGCAGCAGAAGCAUACAAGGCCAAGCUCGCCAAAUAUGAUAACGAUCUCUUCCAAACGGGUCGACUCAUUACCUGCGGCCUUUACGUUAACAUCAUCCUCAUCGACUAUGUCCGCACCAUCCUGAAUCUCAACCGCACGGAUAGCAACUGGCAGCUAAAUCCCCGCGCUGAAAUGAAGAACGCGCCGAUGGGCGUAGGCAAUCAAGUCUCUGCUGAGUUCAAUCUGGUAUACCGAUGGCACUCUACUAUCUCGGACCGCGACGAGAAGUGGACGAAAGAAAUGUGGAAUGGUCUGUUCGGCAAAGGUCGCGACCCGAAGUCGGUCGAUGCUAUGGAGUUUCUAAUGAAGCUGAACGAGGUAUACAAGAAGACGGACAAGGAUCCUUCGAAGCGCGGCUUUGCUGGCUUGAAGAGGAAUGAGGACGGAACGCUGCCAGAUCAGCCACUCGUUGAUAUCAUGGUGGACAGUAUCGAGGACUGUGCGAAUUCUUUUGGACCGAAUCGCGUUCCGGACGUCAUGCGCGCCAUUGAAGUUCUCGGUAUCGAGCAAUCGCGUGCCUGGAAUCUGGGGUCUCUCAACGAAUUCAGGAAGUACUUUGGUCUGGAGCCACAUCGGACUUUUGAGGAUAUCACUUCGGACAAGUACGUCGCCGAGCAGCUCAAGCAUCUCUACGACACUCCCGACAAGGUGGAGAUCUAUCCCGGCCUCGUAGUCGAGGAUGCAAAGAUGCCUUUGGCUCCUGGCUCCGGCCUCACGCCUUCAUACACCGUCUCACGAGCAGUGCUUUCUGAUGCGGUUGCGCUCGUGCGGGGUGACAGAUUCUACACACUAGACUACAACCCACGCACCCUGACAAACUGGGGCUACCGCAUCGCCGACAGCGACCUCGGCGUCGACAACGGCUGCGUCUUCUACAAGCUCUUCCUGCGUGCCUUCCCGCAGCACUUCGCCCAGAACAGCGUCUACGUGCACUACCCGCUCACCAUCCCGUCCGCUAUGAAAGUCGCCCUCAACGACAUCGGCAAAGCCCACCUCUACAACUUCGACAAGCCAACAUACACACCGCAUCCACACCUCGUGCGCGAUUACAAGACAGCCACUGAAAUCAUGAAGAACAAAGAGGAGUUCAAGGUCACAUGGGGCCAAGCCAUGGAGUUCCUCAUGGGCGGUCCAGCGAAAGACUUCAUGCUCGCAGGCGACGGCCCGAAGAACGCCGUCUCGCGCGACAUGAUGAAGAAAGCGCUGUACGUCAACGACUGGGAGAAAGAAGUGCGCACUUACUACACCGCCAAAACGCGCGAGCUCCUUGCAGAGAAGUCCGCAAAGAUCGCAAACUUCAACCAAGUCGACAUCAUCCGUGACGUCGGCAACCUCGCCCACGUGCACUUCUGCUCGGAGCUCUUCAUGCUGCCGCUCAAGACGGACGAGCGGCCGCAUGGCGUCUUCACCGAAGCGGAACUCUACCUCCUCAUGUCUGGCGUGUUCGCGCUUAUCUUCUUCGACGUCGAUGUCGCGGGCAGCUUCCCGCUGCACGUGAAGUCGCACGCCGCCACGCAGACCCUCGGGAAGUUAGUUGAGAAGAACGUCGAGGCUAUUGCGAGUAGUGGGUUCUUGUCGUCCAUUAUGCAAGCCGUCUGGCCCAACGAGUCCGCGCUCAAGAGCUACGGCAUCCACCUCAUUCAGCGGCUGCUGGAUACCGGUAUGGACCCGGAGAAGCUCGUGUGGGGCCAUAUUCUGGGUACGGCGGGCGGAAUGGUGAGUAACCAGGGGCAGCUGUUCGCUCAGAUUAUCGAGUACUUCAUCCUCGGCGAGGGCAAGGAACACUGGCCUGCCAUCCAAGCUCUUGCGCAGAAAGACACAGACGAGGCGUUUGAGAAACUGAUGCAUUAUGUCAUGGAAGCUAGUCGUCUGAACGGCGAGACGGCCGUCCUGCGCUCUGCGGCCAAGGAUACCACGCUCACCGACGGCGGAAAGCCGAUCCCGCUCAAAGCAGGCGAACGCGUCUUCGUCAACUUGCGCGCGGCGUCGCACGAUCCGACAAUUUUCCCUAACCCGGACAAAUUGGAUCCUUCCCGCCCCAUGGACUCCUACAUACAUCUCGGCUACGGCCCGCAUCAGUGCCUUGGUCUACCCAUGACACGCGUCGCGCUCACGGCGAUGGUGAAGGAGGUUGCGAAGCUGAAGGGCUUGAGGCCUGCGAAGGGUAUGCAGGGCCAAGUGCAUAAAGUGAGCAAGGCCAUGGAGAAGGGAGACAAGUACCCGUAUCAUGCGUACUUGACCGAGAUGUGGGACUCUUAUUGGCCAUUCCCUUGUGCCUUGAAGGUGAACUGGGAUGAUUAGGUUUAUGGGGCGUGUUGACGGCACUGGAUGCUGGGCACGCGUAAGACAUGUGUGGGUGGUGUAAGCCGCUGCGUCGGUGCGGAAGAUGGUCUAUGGGAAAAUUAGUGUUCAGUAUACACGCCUUGAAAAGGAUGAGAGCUCCGCACUUUCUCGGCUAGAUUACUUGUAUUUCAUCCCACCGAAGCAAUGCAACACUGCCAAGUGGCUUCUAG
Trematosphaeria pertusa is the source of this 3811-nucleotide messenger RNA. RefSeq lists its product as uncharacterized. The record is from RefSeq and is a predicted model, not a curated record. NCBI's taxonomy places the organism in Eukaryota, Fungi, Ascomycota, Dothideomycetes, Pleosporales, Trematosphaeriaceae. Gene Ontology annotation, biological process: response to oxidative stress. The transcript has 3 exons. The coding region runs from base 267 to 3599 and encodes 1110 amino acids. Gene Ontology annotation, molecular function: heme binding; iron ion binding; oxidoreductase activity, acting on paired donors, with incorporation or reduction of molecular oxygen.